Messenger RNA from Suricata suricatta (meerkat), 6145 nucleotides. It is a transcript of the gene COL17A1, whose product is annotated as collagen type XVII alpha 1 chain. The record is from RefSeq and is a predicted model, not a curated record. Lineage: Eukaryota; Metazoa; Chordata; Mammalia; Carnivora; Herpestidae. The transcript is spliced from 62 exons. The coding region runs from base 613 to 5280 and encodes 1555 amino acids.
AAGACCUGCGGACUCGUGCGCGCGCGCGCGGCCUAGAGCCUCCGCGGCGUCGGGGGCGGUCGGGGCUGAGCUUGAGAAGACUGACGGAUUCCGAGUGGGCGGUGCUUCUUUCCCGGGCGUCUCGUCCCUCCUCUUUCGUGGCCUCGCCUUUUUUUCCAGCUUCCUGGCUUUUUGGUUUGUGAAGUGCCUGCCUGGCUCAAUGGGAAGAGCGUGGGACUCUCGGGACUCGAUCUCUGGCUGAGUCACUCUAUACAAAGAUGUCCUAAAGAGAAGAGUAAGAAGAACUGGGAAACAGAGAAAACAUGUCCUGCUUUAUCCUGUGCUCCCCAAGAAGAGAGAACCAUGCCAUUCAGAGCUAUUGAUGGAACAAGGGAGGACUUGCCUUGGGCCAUCUACCCUCAACCCCCAUGCUGAAGAUCACUGAGUCAUGCUCUGAAUCAACACAAGACUCAAGACAGGAUGUGCAACAUCUUACUCCUGGCACAGUCAUCUCAAAAGGCUCAGUAUAGAUACCUUAAUAUGUGAAUAUUGACCAUAUUCAGCUUGGAGACAGUCUAGACUGCAGAUAUUUCCUCUGCUCCUCUCCCAAUUCCUCGGGCAAGCACUUCAGAAAUGACUAACAUUAUGACAGGAAAGGUGUGGCUGAGAAGGUCUCUGAGAUGCAAGCAGUUCUCCUCAUUCUGGGGUCUCGCCCAUCCUCUGACGAACGCCGUUGGCCGCCUUCUGAAGUGCAAGAGUCUCGGGUGUGUUCAGAUUCUCCAGUGCUCCUUUCCCAUGACAUGGAUAGCAGACACGUUGAGUGGUUAUGGUAUGGAUGUAACCAAGAAAAAUAAGCGAGAUGGUACCGAAGUCACCGAAAGAAUUAUCACGGAAACAGUAACUACAAGACUCACAUCCUUACCACCAAAAGGGGGAACCAGCAAUGGCUAUGCUAAAACGGGCUCUCUUAGUGGAGGGAGUCGUCUGGAGAAACACAGCUUGACGCAUGGCAGCAGUGGCUACAUAAACUCAAGUGGAAGCACACGGGGCAAUGCCUCCACCUCCAGUUACAGGAGGGCUCACUCCCCUGCCUCCACGCUGCCCAACUCACCAGGCUCCACGUUUGAGAGGAAGACUCACAUCAGCCGCCAUGGAACAUACGAAGGGAGCUCCAGCGGCAACUCUUCUCCGGAGUACCCUCGGAAGGAAUUUGCAUCUUCUUCAACCAGAGGAAGGAGCCAAACACGAGAGAGUGAAAUCCGAGUUCGACUACAGAGUGCAUCCCCAUCUACCCGAUGGACGGAAUUGGAUGAUGUUAAGCGUUUGCUCAAGGGGAGCCGAUCAGCAAGCGUGAGCCCCACACGAAAUUCCUCCAAUACACUUCCCAUCCCCAAGAAAGGCACGGUAGAGACUAAAACGGUGACAGCAAGCUCGCAGUCAGUGUCUGGCACCUAUGAUACAACCAUCUUGGAUGCCAACCUUCCCUCCCACAUGUGGUCUUCCACCUUGCCGGCAGGGUCCUCCAUGGGGACCUAUCACAACAAUGUGACCACCCAGAGCUCAUCCCUCCUCAACACCAAUGCCUAUUCUGCAGGAUCAGUCUUCGGAGUCCCAAACAACAUGGCGUCCUGUGCUCCCACACUGCAACCCGGGGUCAGCUCCUGCUCCUCAGUGUUUGGCGUGCAGAACAACUUGGCCCCCAGCUCGUCCACCCUGUCCCAUGGCGCGGCCACCACCUCCACAGCAUAUGGUGUGAAGAAAAACCUGCCCCAGAGCCCUGCCGUUGUGAGCGCUGGCGUGUCCACCUCUGCCGUCUCCACUACAAAUGUCCAGAAUGAUGAACUCUUGCACAAGGACUGUAAAUUCCUGAUCCUGGAGAAAGACAACACACCAGCCAAGAAGGAGAUGGAACUGCUGAUCAUGACCAAGGACAGUGGGAAGGUCUUUACUGCCUCCCCGGCCACCAUCGCUGCAACUUCUUUUUCAGAUGACACCUUGAAAAAAGAAAAGCAAGCUGCCUACACUGCUGACACCUGCGUGAUCUCAGACGCUAAUGGGGAUGUGAAGACUGUGUCCACAAAGGGCAAGGUCGCCUCCGCAGACAUUCACGGCUACAAUCACCGUGGGGGCGGUGGAGGCGGUGGAGGGGGCAGCGGCCCGUGGGGGGCGGCGCCGGCCUGGUGCCCCUGUGGCUCCUGCUGCAGCUGGUGGAAGUGGCUGCUGGGCCUGCUGCUCACCUGGCUGCUGCUCCUGGGGCUGCUCUUCGGCCUCAUCGCUCUGGCGGAAGAGGUGAGGGCGUUGAAGGCGCGGGUGGCCGAGCUCGAGCAGAGCCGGAACGGCGUGCUGCUCUACGAGGAGAAGAUGGAGCGGAGCAACAAGGACCGGCUGCAGGGGGCCGCGCCCGACGUCGGGGCCGACCUGGGGAAGCUGGGGCUGGACGGUUUCAGUCAGGAGGCACUCUGGCUCUUUGUGAAGGGCAAGCUGAUGGCGGAACAAGAAAGCGGAAAUCUCCGAGGAAGCCCGGGCCCUAAAGGUGACAUGGGAAGUCAAGGACCUAAAGGAGAUCGGGGGCUCCCUGGGACUCCAGGCAUCCCUGGGCUCUUGGGACACCCAGGUCCAGAAGGACCAAAGGGACAAAAAGGCAGUGUGGGAGAGCCUGGCAUGGAAGGCCCCAUGGGCCAGAGAGGACGAGAAGGCCCCAUGGGACCUCGUGGUGAACCGGGGCCUCCUGGGUUUGGAGAGAAAGGGGACAGAGGGCCUGCUGGUGAACCCGGUGUUCAGGGCCCACCUGGAGUCCCAGGUUCUGUGGGUCCCAAAGGUUCUGGCGGUUCUCCUGGCCCACGGGGUCUCCCAGGCUCUGUAGGUCCCCAAGGGCUCCGAGGUGAAGUUGGACUCCCUGGUGUCAAAGGUGACAAAGGUCCCAUGGGAUCACCGGGACCCAAAGGUGACCAGGGGGAGAAAGGACCCCGAGGCCUCACAGGCGAGCCCGGCUUGAGAGGUUUGCCUGGCGCUGUGGGUGAGCCUGGAGCUAAAGGGGCAAUGGGACCCGCUGGCCCUGAUGGACACCAAGGCCCAAGAGGUGAACAAGGUCUAACAGGGAUGCCUGGUACCCGUGGCCCACCAGGGCCUUCUGGAGACCCAGGAAAGCCAGGUCUCACAGGACCCCAAGGACCUCAGGGACUUCCUGGAACUCCUGGCCGACCAGGAGCUAAAGGUGACCCUGGAUCUCCAGGCAGAAUCAUGACCUCAGAGGGGUCAUCGACGAUCACUGUCCCAGGCCCCCCAGGGCCUCCUGGAGCCAUGGGACCACCGGGACCUCCAGGUGCCCCAGGUCCUGUGGGCCCAGCUGGUCUCCCUGGACAGCAAGGCCCGCGCGGGGAGCCAGGACUUGCCAGCGACUCCUUCGUGGGCAGCAGCAGCUCCAUCUCUGAGGUCCUCUCUGCCCAAGGUCUUGAUUUACGAGGUCCCCCAGGCCCACCUGGCCCACCUGGGCCUCCAGGACCUUCCAUUCCAGGCCCGCCAGGACCCCGAGGCCCAGCAGGAGAAGGCCUGCCAGGCCCGCCAGGCCCACCAGGCUCUUCCCUGGCUGACUCAGAGACCUUCUUCUCUGGCCCCCCAGGCCCCCCUGGGCCCCCAGGCCCCAAGGGAGACCAAGGCCCCCCAGGCCCUCGAGGACACCAAGGCGAGCGAGGCCUCCCAGGGUUCUCAGCCUCAGGUUCCAGCUCUCUUGGACUCAACCUGCAGGGACCGCCUGGCCCUCAGGGACCCAAAGGUGACAAAGGUGAUCCUGGUAUCCCAGGGGCUCCAGGCAUUCCUGGUGGUGUCUCUCAAGGGGGAUCUUCGUCGGGCACCAUGUUCGUGCCGGGUCCGCCGGGCCCACCGGGCCCUCCAGGGCCUCCAGGCUCCAUCAGCAGCUCAGGCCGUGAGAUCCAGCAGUACAUCGCUGAGUACAUGCAGAGCGACAGCAUUAGGUCUUAUCUGUCUGGAGUUCAGGGUCCCCCAGGCCCACCUGGUCCCCCAGGGCCUGUCACCACCAUUGCCGGGGAGACUUUCGACUACUCAGAGCUGGCGAGCCGUGUCGGGAGCUACUUACAGACUUUGGGGUCUGGCAUCAGCUCCUUUGCCUCCAUCUCCUCUGCGGACAUCCUGGCAGCCCUGCAGCGGGAGGACGUGAGGCAGUAUCUGCGGCAGUACCUGACGGCCGAUUGGUCCCUGCAGUCUCUGGACUACGCUGAGCUGAGUACUCGUAUCCUCAGCUACAUGUCCAGCUCUGGAAUCAGCAUUGGCCUUCCUGGUCCCCCAGGACCCCCCGGCUUGCCAGGGACAUCCUACGAGGAGCUCCUCUCCUUGCUCCAAGGAUCUGAAUACAGAGGCAUCGUUGGGCCCCCAGGUCCCCCUGGCCCCCCAGGGAUCCCAGGCAAUGCGUGGUCCAGCAUCAGCAUGGAGGACCUCUCCUCUUACCUGCACACUGCCGGCCUGUCCUCCAUCCCUGGCCCUCCAGGCCCUCCUGGUCCCCCAGGCCCUCGAGGGCCCCCAGGUGUCUCUGGGGCCCUGGCAACCUAUGCUGCCGAAAACAGCGACAGCUUCCGGAGCGAACUCAUCAGCUACCUUACCAGCCCAGAUGUGCGCAGCUUCAUCGUGGGCCCGCCAGGCCCUCCAGGGCCACAGGGGCCACCUGGGGACAGCCGCCUGUUGUCCAUGGAUGGCUCCUACAGCCGGGGCAGCAGCUCCUCUCACAGCGCUUCGGUCAGUCGGGGCACCUCCUACAGCUCUUCCAUGGGCGUAGGAGGAGCCAGCGGAGGCUCCCUGGGCGAAGGGGGGGCCUUUGGCAUGGACAUGGGCCUGGGCCGAGGCUACGGGGCAGAAGGUGGCAUGUACGGUGGUGAAGGAGGACCGUUCGGGGCUGGCUUCGCUGGAGGUCUGGACUACAACGAGCUGGCUGUUCGGGUGUCUGAGAGCUUGCAGCGUCAGGGCCUGCUGCAGGGCAUGGCCUACACCAUCCAGGGCCCACCGGGCCGGCCAGGACCCCAGGGUCCCCCUGGCAUCAGCAAGGUCUUCUCUGCCUACAGCAACGUGACUGAGGACCUCAUGGACUUUUUCCGAACUUAUGGAGCCAUUCCGGGCCCUCCGGGGCAGAAAGGAGAGGUGGGCACCCCAGGACCCAAAGGUGAGAGGGGCCCCGCAGGACCACCAGGUCGGCCUGGGCCACCCGGCCCUCGAGGACACAAGGGAGAGAAAGGAGACCCAGGUGACCAAGUGUACGGCCGGCGGAGAAAGAGAAGCAUCGCCAUCAAGCCAUGAGCCCCUUGGAGCCCCUUGGGGGAAUAGCCCCGGCACCAGUUUGUGCAAUGGCUUAUGAUGCUUGUCAGACUCUCUCCAGGGGGCAGAAGCUGGAUGCUCAUUCCCUACCGAGCCAGCACAGCCAAAGAGAACCCUUGUUUUAGUCUGGAACAGUCUCUAUAUAGAUCUAUAUUUCUCUAUAUAGAUAUAGCAUCCAAAAGGUCCACAACCUGAACCUGCUCCACUGGGGAAUGAGACUGGCUGCUCUGCUGGCUGGACCCGAGCUCCUUGGCGUCUUUAGCUCUUAGAUCUAGGUGCAACCCAGGAAAGCCAGGGGCAUAGUGGCUGGCUCAGGAGUCCUUGAGCUUUGCCCAAGAAUGACUAGAACAGGGAAGAGGGGAUGGGUGCGUUCUGGUUAUAUCACUGCAAGGCUGCGCUGUCUGCUCCUUCCUUCCUGUUCGUUCUGCAUUCUCUAGUCAUAGAAAGGACUUGGCUAAGAAGUAACUCUUGCAACUGAAAAAAUUAAGAAACAUUUCCGCUGAAGAUGGUGACAGGGUUUCUAAUAGUCCUUCCUGGCCACAGACCCAGUUCCCACUAGCUUAGAUUGUCUGAUUGUAGCUGUGGUUUCCACAGUUCCAUGCUGGCCCUUCGAGAUGGUUUCUACUGAACUUGACAACAGUAAUGGGGAGACAGGCGGGGGGAAGGAGGGAAAAUAGGAAACUCAGUGCUGGGAAAGACAUCACUUCUGUUCUGCAUGUGGAGGGCAUGGGGACUGGGCACGGUUGAUUUUUAAGCACUUUUCAGUACCUAAAAUAGGUAUGUGGUCUGUUAGAUCAAAGUCAUUUCAAAUGCAAAAUUUCCAAUUAAAGAGUUUUUCUAAAUAUUA